Messenger RNA from Drosophila persimilis, 4114 nucleotides. RefSeq names its product E3 ubiquitin-protein ligase RBBP6 (gene snama). Gene Ontology annotation, cellular component: nucleus. Bases 1 to 3978 code for a protein of 1325 amino acids. Lineage: Eukaryota; Metazoa; Arthropoda; Insecta; Diptera; Drosophilidae. Gene Ontology annotation, biological process: ubiquitin-dependent protein catabolic process; mRNA processing; protein ubiquitination. The record is from RefSeq and is a predicted model, not a curated record. Gene Ontology annotation, molecular function: zinc ion binding; nucleic acid binding; ubiquitin protein ligase activity. The transcript is spliced from 10 exons.
AUGUCAGUGCAUUAUAAAUUCAAAAGUACACUCAAUUUUGAUACCAUUACGUUCGAUGGACUUCACAUAUCUGUGGGCGAUCUGAAGAGGGAAAUUGUACAGCAGAAGCGUCUGGGGAAAAUCAUAGACUUUGAUCUUCAAAUAACGAAUGCGCAGACUAAAGAAGAAUACAAGGAUGAUGGAGUCCUUAUACCAAAAAACACUACGCUGAUCAUUUCCAGAAUACCGUUGGCCCAUCCAACGAAGAAGGGAUGGGAGCCGCCAGCCGAAAAUGCGGCCCCGGCUCCCUCUUCAAAUAAGCAGGAGAACUUUAAUAUGGAUCUCUCCAAAAUGCAAGGCACUGAAGAGGACAAAAUCCAUGCGAUGAUGAUGCAGAGUACUGUGGACUAUGACCCAAAGACGUAUCAUCGCAUAAAGGGGCAAUCUCAAGUGGGCGAAGUUCCCGCCUCGUAUCGUUGCAACAAGUGCAAGAAAACAGGUCACUGGAUCAAGAACUGCCCUUAUACAGCUGGUAAAGAUCAGUUCGAAGUGAAAAGAAAUACUGGCAUACCGCGCUCCUUUAGGGACAAACCAGACACGGUAACAGAGGAAGAGGCCUCCAUGUUUGUAGUGCCAGCGGAGCAGAAUCAGGAAAUUCCCGACGAUUUAAUCUGCGGCAUUUGCCGGGACAUUUUUGUUGAUGCAGUCAUGAUACCCUGCUGCGGCAGUUCCUUCUGUGACGACUGCGUGCGAACAUCGUUGCUGGAGUCCGAGGAGAGCGAAUGCCCGGACUGCAAGGAGAAGAACUGUUCACCGGGAUCACUAAUACCAAAUCGAUUCCUCAGAAAUUCUGUGAAUGCUUUCAAAAACGAAACUGGAUAUACAAUGCGUGCCGCCAAAUCGGUUCCAGUUAAAAAAGUUGAGAAACCCACUGAAGAGAAGCCGCCGGGCAUUGAGGACAAACCCGUCGAUGAGAAGCCGAGCAUUGAAGAGAAACCCACUGUGGAGAAGCCCGUGGCGGAGAAAGAGCCCGAUGAAGUGUCCAUCCAAGAAAGGAUUCUAAAGCAUGAAGAGCCAGAGACAAAUGGCAACAAGCACCCCCCCAAGGUGCCAUCUACGGAACGGGACGCAGCUGCAACUACAGCCGCUGCCACAGAUAGUAAUGCUGAUCAGUCGCAAAAGGAAAGGGAAAAGGAUAAGGAAAAAGAAAAGGACAAAUAUGAUUCGGAUUAUGAAGAUAACAUAACUAUUACGAUGCCCCAACCGCUGGCCGAUUCAGCUUCGAUUGUCUCCAGCAAGUUGUCUCCGACGUUUGCAAGGAAACCUCCUGCUCAUCACGUAUCACACAGACGUGAUCAUAAAUUGGAUUACAUGUCCGAGUCCGAUAUGAAGCGACGUCCACCAGCGCAAUCGGAGUCUGGAAAGCCCCACAAUGAACGGGGGGAACGGAGCCUCCUGCCCACGCCCAUCUCGACACACCAAAGCUACCAGGGACACCAUGUGGUGAACGAGUCCGAUGAAGUGCAUCGUGGGAAUGUAUAUAAGACGCCGUAUAUGCAAAUGCCUCGGGGUCCACCACCAUUGCAUAUGAUGGGCCACCAUAUACCGCCACCCUACAGCAAUGGAUACAAUAAUAUGGGACAGCGGCCGCCCUUAAGCUUUGUGCCGUACCAGAACCAGCCUGUGCAUCCCAUUCGCGCGCAGUAUGGACCCACAGGCGGAGGUAUGAACAUGAAUAUGUCCCAACAGUUUCAGUCCCCAAAUUUAGCCUCAAUAUAUCAGGGCGUGGCAGCAAAAGUGGGCUCCGGCCUUAUUGACGACCCCCUGGAGGCCUUCAAUCGCAUUAUGAAGGAGAAGGAGAGACAGAAAUCCGAGAGAUUUCGGAGCACAGAUCAUCACAGGUCCAGGUCACCGGAUAGGCAGAGGUCGCAUCGCUUCAAAUCCCCCGUAUACGAAAAAGAGUCACUGAGAGACCUGAAUCUAAAGGAUAAACGACCUAGGUCAAGGGAAAGAAAGCGCGAGUAUAGCUACGAACGACAUACGCGACACAAUAGACCCAGUCGUCAACCCUGUGAUGGAUCCAAGUCGCCCAUAAACAAAAUUAAAAGAUCGGCGCCUCGCCGUUCCAUAUCCCCUAAAGCGUCUUAUAAAUCGGACUUCAGGGAGAAGUCAUAUGCCAAGCCCAGUGCUCCCAAACUUGACCCAAUUGAGCCACCUCCGCCAGGGUUCGAGGGCAUGCAAUUGUUUGAUGAUGCGGCGGCUUACAAACCAAAGCACCAUCUGGGCGUCAGUGGAGGGCAUGCCAAGAGAGGUGCCGCCGAGGACGAGUUGCCACGCAAGCGGAAAAGGUCGCGCAGCAGAAGUAAGGAACUGAAUCAAAAACAUAUUGACACCAGCUUCAGAAGCCUGACUCCUCCCCCAGCGAAAGUAGCCAUUAUCGCCCCGAGGCAAUCAACUGUUGGGCCCAGCUACGACCACUGCGAAAGGUCUCCUAAGACGCCAGAAAGAGGACAGGACGAGUAUUGCAUGCAGCCGAUACAGCGAGUGGUACAUAAUGCAGCCCCAGAGGCGACUGCGCCCAAUCCCUUGGAUGGCAUGGGAAAUAUGGGCAAGGAGAACAAGAGCAAGAGUCCUGUUCCGUUGAAGGAGCGGAAGAAGAAGAAGAAGGACAAGGACAAGACCGAACGCAAGAAAAACAAGAAAGACAAGAAGGUCAAGAAGGAAAAGGAGAAACACGAAAGAGCCAAGAAGAGCUCGUCGAUCAAUCGGUCCGAUUCUGAUGUUAACAACAUGCAAAUAGAGCAGACCAGUAAGAUAACCCCACCCUUACGGUCUUUGCCUGAGAGCUAUGGAAAAUAUGAAUCUGCCUCGAAUUCCCCAGCCCAGAGCAAAACCAAUGAUAUUGUUAAACCCAUUAAGGCCCUGUUUGCCGUUGAGGCUCCCCAUAGACAUAAUUUCGGUGAGGAGAGCGUCAGUGUCUCCUCCAGAAGUGGCAAACGAAGUGAGGCAGCGGCGUUGAAUGCGGUCAACGUGUCCAAAUGGGAGCUUGAGGAGAACAGUUUGUCCUGCAAUUUCGAUGAUUCCUUUAAGAAGGCGGGCUCUGCCAAUUCGGGAGGGGAGCACACUGAAAUCACCUCGGACGUUAUACGCAAGGCAGAAAACGCGAUCUUUGCCAAGGCCAUAAAUGCCAUCAGACCAGUCGAAUUUCAAGUUGUAAUUAAUUCCAAGGGCAACAGCAAGGACCGCUCUGUGUCCAUUCGAAAUGAUAAUAAAGAUCGCUCUCUCUCGCCGAAGCAGCGCCCCAGCAGCAAGUCGGUGAAGGAGCGGCUGGGCAAUAAGGUGGUGCGUGAUAGAAGUCGCUCGGAGGACAAGUCAAGAGCAGCCAAGAGGCGGGAGAUUUCUGCUAAAACUGCACCUGAUGAUGACGGGUACAGGGGCAGAGCAGACGCCAAUAGUGGGUCCCGCAGAGGGGACAAGCAAUCGAGAGAUAGGGAUAGGGAUAGAGCUAUUUCCACAGAGAAAAGACACUCGCAACAGGUAUACAAGAGAACACUGCCCGAGAGCGAUAGAAAUAGGCGGCAAUACAAAGACGCCAAGCACGAUAAGAUCGGUCAAAUCAAUAUACACGACUCAGAUCGCAGAGGAGCUAGGAGCGUCAAGUCGGGCGAAGGGCGCAUUGUAUCUUCUGUGUCUGUGGCAGCAGCCUUGCCACCGAAGCCAUGCCGCCCAGAUAAUCCGUUUAGACGAGCCGGCGACAGCAGUUCGAAGAGUAGUUUAGUUUUAAAAUAUGAUAAUACGAUACCGAAUGAGGUUUCGCAUCCAGUAAGCAGCCGCUCAGCCGCCGAGAGCAGCUUUGAACAAAGGAAACAAAAGGAUAAAAAACUUAAGAAACAUGCGAAAUAUUCGUCAACAGAUUCGUUGAAGAGCGAGAAGCGCAAAGAUUUGAAGAGCAAACGGAAGAGCAAGAUAUUGAAAAAGAAGAAAAAGUCGAAAAAGUAGAGUUUAGUUUAGUCUUAAGCUAAGCUGCAACAAUUAUAAUAUAAUAUGAUUCAUUCUAAUGAUUUCUGUGUACAAAUCAAAGAUUUUUAAGUGUAUGUAUUCAUCAUGCAGACUCUAGUAUACAAAUAAAAACAAA